AUGACAAUCGAAACCCACAACCUCGGCCUCAAUCUCCUGAGAUUGGCCCCUUUGGUCCUUUCCACUGCCUCUUUGAUGUGCGGCGUCGACCAAGCGAACGCACUCCGGCCUUUCUCGAAGCCUCCUCUCGCCAAAACCGGUGGAUCUGUUCUCCCACACUGGUUCUCGGGGUUCUUUGACACCACCAUCUACGCCGUGGGUCUCUCGUACCCGCUUGCCUUUGCCACAUUUUGCCUCGAGAGGGUGCAGGAUACAGCCUGGAAAUUCCACGUCGACACCCAGCCAAUGAAGCCUACAGGACCAAACGGAGAGAACUACUGGCUGCCAGUUGUUGACGAUGCUACUCGAUUGAUCGAGGGGAUCAUGCUAAAGAACAAGAGCGAUGCCUCCCAUAAGCUCACUGCAUUUUGUGAGAGGAUCAAGCUGCUUACUGGCAGAUACCCUGGCAUCUGGAGAAUGGACGGCGGCUCAGAAUUCAAAGAGUUUAUUAAAUGGGGUGAGAAGCGAGGAAUGACUUUUGAGAUCACACCUCCAUACACCGCAGAGCCUAACGGCACAGUGGAGCGUUUCGGUGGACACAUUAACGACAUACAACAUGAUGACAACGACGACACCGUUGGAUUCAUGCCUGUCUCGCUUAACCACAAUGACUCGAAGCCUGACAACAAGCAGCAGCAAAUUGUACGCGCGCAACCUGUACAGACGCCUGCUCAGCAGCGAACUGUCCAAACUCCUGUUACGCCGUCUACAGUUCACCUUCCCACGAUUCAUGGAAGCGUCUCUACAUUGCCAGAGACACCGCGUGAGAAAGCACCGCAGCAAAAGGCUAUCGUCGCACCCCCGAUAUCGCCAAAACCCCCAGAAGAGACCAUUCAGCAGGAUGCUUCACAGCAAGCUACUCCCAUUCAGCAGAGACGGACUGAUUUCGAAGAAAGACUUCGCGAAAUUACAGCUCAGGUUUCUCAGCUGUCCGAGAGCAUGAAGGAAGUUCAUGAAGAAGCUGACAACAUUGAGAGAACUGCGAUCACAGAGCAGAGCUCAGAGACAGCUAGGUCGGAUGAAACUACACCUUCCCCGGAGCGUCAGAGAGCGGAUUACCAAUACCCUUUCUCCUCCCCAAUUCAGCAAGCCAGUGUAUCGCCGCGUCGUGAGAUCAUACAGGCAGUAGAGUCAGCAGCAAAGGGUGCAGCUUCAAGCAACGAAAACACGCCUGUCACAGCGAGAUCAGAGAUGUCACCAAGUCGUGAGAUCAUCUCUAUCCAGUCCUCGCCGGACCCUGCUAGCCCGAUUCCCCCACCCCCCCGCCGGUCAAGACGAGACAACAUUGGAAUUCCUCCUGACCGUUACCAUGAUCCAAAGCAGAAACACCUCGCCGUCGAGUAUGAGAAACGGGACCGUGAUAUUCAACGAGCUGCUAAGAGAGCACAAGCGAAGGAAUCAGGCGGUAACAACAUGACGGAGGGUGGAGGACAGGGGUCUGCGGGACCUAGCGGAAAUGCAAUGGCAAUCGCAGAAGACAAGGUUGACAUUGACGAACCAUUUCUUCAUGAUGGCAAACCACUCCAUGCGAAGGACGUCGAUCUACCAUCCACAUACAAGCAGGCACAGAAGAGCCCUUUUUGGCCCCAGUGGGAAGAUGCCAUGCAGAAACAGCUUGAUGAUCUCGCAGCAAAAGGCACAUGGAGCCUGAUUCUCAAACCACCAAAGGCUAAAAUCCUACCAGGCCAAUGGAGAUUCACAGUCAAAACCAACACCAAAGAUGAAGUCUACGGAUUUAAAGCACGAUGGGUCGUGUGUGGCAAUUUCCAGGACAAAAACGACGGAGAAACAUACGCUCCUGUCGUCGCUGAAUGCAUGAUCAAAAUCGUAUUCACACUGAUCGCGGUCUACGGUCUGAAAUGGGGACAGGUUGAUUUCACAGCUGCAUAUCUUAAUGCAUCUCGCAAGGAUGCUGAGACAGUCUACAUGAGACAGCCCACGGGAUUCGAACACACCGAUGCUUCGGGUGAUAAGAAUCAAUGGGUGUGCACACUGAAUCAGGCCCUGUUCGGACUGAGAGACUCGGCCUACUUGUGGAACGAGGAAAUGGAUGGCAAGCUUCGUCAGAUUGGUUUCCAUCCACUAGAUGAUGAUCCCUGUGUCUACCUGAAAGGCAAAGGCAUGAGCCUAACUAUCAUGAUGAUCCACGUCGAUGAUUUCAUUAUCGCAGCUCCAUCCGACAGUGACGUUCAACACGUCGUUGAUGAGCUCAGGAAGUAUUAUGACAUGAAGGAUCUCGGUGAACCGAAGCAGUAUCUGAACUGCGCUCUUGACAGAGACUACGAGAACAGGACUAUCACCAUGACGCAGACAGCGUAUGUGCAGAAGGUGCUUCGUACUGCUAAUGUGUCUGGCUGGAAAGAUACACCGCUACCUGCUGCCUGGCGUGAGACACAGGCUGAUGCCACAAGUGUACUGGACGACGAUGCUUUUGAUCAGUAUCAGUCUAUCGUUGGGAUGUUGAACUGGCUGGCUGUCAAGACCAGACCAGACAUCCGCUUUGCUGUGACACGAUUACAGCAUAGGCUUGCAAAGCCUACAUUCUCUGAUUACGAAACAAUGCUGCAUGUGGUGAAGUAUCUAUGCCGUCGUCCAGACAUCGGAACUGUACUGGGACGCACCGACGAGCUACGAUUUUAUGCGCACACAGAUGCUUCGCACGCAGACUGGGAAGACAGCAAAUCCACCGAGGGAUGCAUCUGGUAUCUCGCUGGAUCACCAGUGAUGUGGUCGACGAGAAAACAGACGAUCACUGCCAAUUCGACAACGGUCGCCGAGUGGUCAUUCAUGCUCCCUGAACACCGCCCGAUAGAGAUCCACUCGGAUAAUAUCAAUUCUCAACUGCUACUUUCGAAGAAGGGAGGCAGAUCGGCAAACAGAUGGCUUACACUGAGGUGGUUUUUCGUCAAAGAUGCGGUCGCACAGGGCCAUGUCGAAAUCCACCAUGUUGAUACCAAGAAGAAUGCCGCAGACGGAUUUACCAAGGCUCUCGCAAAAGACCAGUUCGAGGUAUUUGCUAAGCUCAUUGGCAUGAUCUAA
Molecule: messenger RNA, 3078 nt
Organism: Penicillium bovifimosum
Lineage: Eukaryota; Fungi; Ascomycota; Eurotiomycetes; Eurotiales; Aspergillaceae
Exons: 5
Coding region: 1-3078 (1025 amino acids)
Biological process (GO): DNA integration
Molecular function (GO): nucleic acid binding
Source: RefSeq, a predicted model, not a curated record